AUAUAGAAAGACGUGAUAUCCUAGUAACUGCUAUAUAUUUUUUCUAAAGAAUAUUUGUAAUUAUUACAACUGAUCGUAGUACUAACGUGAGAUCACUUGGUGAAAAAAAAUCAAAAUAUUUGUGUAUUCUGAUUCUUCAUUUGAAUAAUAGACAAAUCUCAAUAUUAAAAUACAAGGAGAGAAUAUGGAAGGUGCAGCACGUCAUGCUCAAAGAUUAGCUGGAAAUUUUCUUGAAGAUAUGGAAGCAAUACAAAAAGCUUCUCGUGAAAGAGAUAGACGGGCGAUGAGUCAUUUUGAAACUAAUUCUGUGAGUUCAAAUAACAUUUAUCCACCGCCAAUGGAUUGGGUACCAAGACGUCGAAGUUUAAGCGGAACACCAUUUAGAACUAGCUGUUAUCCAAUGAUUUAUUAUUCUUCAACACAACUUCCCAGAAGAAGAUCACUUUGUGUUCCACGGCGUCGUUAUUCAUUUUCCACUCAGCGAAAUGCCUAUACUGAACCUAAUAAAGUCACUUUGGUUGGUAAAUCCAUGUCCAACUAUUCUCGUCCAUAUUCUGUGUAUAACAGUGCAGGCAGUAGUUUAUACCAAACUCCAGAAUCAAACGGUUAUUAUCGACCUCAUUUGAGACCAACGAUCUGGCGUGAUUAUGAAGUCAACAGGCUUAUGAACAAUGAAAUUUUACCAACAUCAUACUUACAUGCUAGUUCACCGCCAAAACAACAUAUUUUAUCUCCGAAAGCUAAAGUCUAUCUGAAGUAUCGAUCUCUUCAAAAUUUAAGUAAUCUAUACGAUGGUGCAGAUGAUGAGAACGGUAUGCCACGUGUAAUCCAUACAUCAUAUAGCCGUAAUUUUCCACUGCAUACUAGUCGUUUGAGUUCAGUGCCACCGUCAGCAGUUGGGACGUAUCGUUCAACAAUAACUAGUACAGAUUAUGGAUUGCCACCCGUUGUACAUCGAAAUUACAGAACGAAUCGAUAUAUUUAUGAAACGCCAUAUUAUACAUCAACAUAUAGUAAUAUUGAACCUAUAAGAACUACUUAUACAAGUAUUGGACCAAGACGAUAUACAUAUUAUUAUCCAUCAAUUGUUACUACAAGACCAUUGUCGAGUUCAGGUUCGUAUAGUAACUUGUCUAGUGAUAUGCAAGCUGAGCGUAGACGAAUUGAAAUUAUAUCCUUUAAAGAUCAGGAUCACACAUGACUGCGAAACAUUGAAAAUUUAUUUGACCACCCAGUUGGUUAUUACUAAUAACAAAAAUUACCUGAUUUGACAGGAGUAAUUGUUAUCAAUAAAUAAUUACAAUUUACACAAAUCCGAUUUGAAUUUAAGCAUUUAAUUUCACUGAAACUAUUUUCAUUGGUCAUCAGCAUGGGUUUAUUUUGUUUGUAGAUUAUGAAACUGUGUGAAUACUUUGCAAUAUCACUUGCUUAUUCAUAAGCUACAACAUGAACAUUAAUUACACAACCAAUAUGUAGACUGAUGCUUAUCGACUAGAUUAAUAUGAUUUGUUACCAAUUUUUUUUAAUUUUACAGUGUAUAUUUCCAUGUAUUCUAAUAUGUAAACUAAUAUACACUAUUUUUAUGUCAAAAAUAAGUUUUGAAAUAUUUUUAUAAUUGUACAUCGUAUAUAUGUAAUUUCACGCUAUUCAAUAGCGUCGUAUGGACGAUUUAUUGGAAUACAAAUUGCCCUCACCUGAAUACUACAGGGAAAUGAGGGGAUCCCUACGUGCAUUGAAUGACAAAUUAGAUGUUCAUCGGAAAAUGCUUGAUCGUUACUCCGGAAUUGAUAUGAACGCUACAACUGCAUCAGUACAAGAUCGAAUUGAAUCAAAAUAUCAACAACUUGCAAGCAGAAUGGGCCGUCGAACCACGGCUAUGGGAAGGGAUUAGUGUAUCCUGAAGGUAGUCAGACUUCUGAACUAAGGGGAAGAAUUAAACGUCUUUUGUGUCGUUCCCGACGUGAUCCUCAUUAUUAUCGUUAUCUACCAACAGGAGUCGUAUAAAUACUUCAAUGAGACUAUAAUGAAUCCAUAUACUUGGUGUUUGAAGUGAUUAUUGUUAUUAUUAUUAAACUUAUGUUAUAUAUACCGCAUGCUUAUUCAAAUUGAUAAUCCCUUGAUUUUGUUCUUCAUGUUUUUAUUACUCUCUCUCUGUUGAACUCCUAUUUUGCUUUUUCUAAUCUACAUUAUUCUUGUUAUGAUAUUUCCUAGUUAUUAAUUUAAUAAAGAAGAACAGUUUCAGCUUUUUCUGCAACACACAUGUUUAUUCCCAGGUAUAUAUAUAUAUAUAUAUAUAUAUAUAUAUAUAUAUAUAUAAUUCUUCAAACUAUUCAAUAAAGAAAGCUAUUUAAAUGCCAAUUACAUUUUCGUUUUCAUAAUAAUUAAGAACCAAGUGAAACACCUUUAUUUCGUAGAUAAAAAAGGACCGUAAGAAAAAAAAGGAGAACUUCAAAUAAACAAAUUAUGGUUUACAGUAGCUUUCACUUAAUUUUAAUAUUGUUAUUACCAUUUCUAUUCUUGUUCUUAUGUUUCCCACUUAAUGAUUACACAAUAAAUAUAAUCUAUUCUGCUAAAGCUGUGUUACCAUAUUACUUCAUUAUGCCAAUCACUUGAAGAACCGAAAAAGAAAAAACUAAUUACAAUAUGGUUUUAAUAUUUU
This is a messenger RNA of Schistosoma mattheei, 2659 nucleotides long. The record is from the annotation of a GenBank genome assembly. Lineage: Eukaryota; Metazoa; Platyhelminthes; Trematoda; Strigeidida; Schistosomatidae.